Molecule: messenger RNA, 993 nt
Organism: Mus musculus (house mouse)
Lineage: Eukaryota; Metazoa; Chordata; Mammalia; Rodentia; Muridae
Gene: Tas2r117
Product: taste receptor, type 2, member 117
Exons: 1
Coding region: 1-993 (330 amino acids)
Biological process (GO): sensory perception of taste; G protein-coupled receptor signaling pathway
Cellular component (GO): membrane
Molecular function (GO): G protein-coupled receptor activity; taste receptor activity; bitter taste receptor activity
Source: RefSeq, marked provisional
AUGAAGCACUUUUGGAAGAUAUUAUCUGUUAUCUCCCAGAGCACACUUUCAGUCAUUUUAAUCGUGGAAUUAGUAAUUGGAAUUAUAGGAAAUGGGUUCAUGGUCCUGGUCCACUGUAUGGACUGGGUUAAGAAAAAGAAAAUGUCCCUAGUUAAUCAAAUUCUUACUGCUUUGUCAAUCUCCAGAAUUUUUCAGCUCUGUUUAUUGUUUAUAAGUUUAGUAAUCAACUUUUCAUAUACAGAUUUAACUACAAGUUCAAGGAUGAUACAAGUCAUGUACAAUGCUUGGAUUUUAGCCAACCAUUUCAGCAUCUGGAUUGCUACAUGCCUCACUGUCCUUUAUUUUCUAAAGAUAGCCAAUUUUUCUAACUCUUUUUUUCUUUAUCUAAAGUGGAGAGUUGAAAAAGUAGUUUCAGUUACACUGUUGGUGUCAUUGCUCCUCCUGAUUUUAAAUAUUUUACUAACUAACUUGGAAACCGACAUGUGGACAAAUGAAUAUCAAAGAAACAUAUCAUGCAGCUUCAGUUCUCAUUACUAUGCAAAGUGUCACAGGCAGGUGUUAAGGCUUCACAUUAUUUUCCUGUCUGUCCCCGUUGUUUUGUCCCUGUCAACUUUUCUCCUGCUCAUCUUCUCCCUGUGGACACAUCACAAGAGGAUGCAGCAGCAUGUUCAGGGAGGCAGAGAUGCCAGAACCACGGCCCACUUCAAAGCCCUACAAACUGUGAUUGCAUUUUUCCUACUAUAUUCCAUUUUUAUUCUGUCUGUCUUAAUACAAAUUUGGAAAUAUGAAUUACUGAAGAAAAAUCUUUUCGUUGUAUUUUGUGAGGUUGUAUAUAUAGCUUUUCCGACAUUCCAUUCAUAUAUUCUGAUUGUAGGAGACAUGAAGCUGAGACAGGCCUGCCUGCCUCUCUGUAUUAUCGCAGCUGAAAUUCAGACUACACUAUGUAGAAAUUUUAGAUCACUAAAGUACUUUAGAUUAUGUUGUAUAUUCUAG